Molecule: messenger RNA, 1659 nt
Organism: Phascolarctos cinereus (koala)
Lineage: Eukaryota; Metazoa; Chordata; Mammalia; Diprotodontia; Phascolarctidae
Gene: CRELD2
Product: CRELD disulfide isomerase 2
Molecular function (GO): calcium ion binding
Source: RefSeq, a predicted model, not a curated record
CUUUGGUCCUCGCUGUCUGGCCAUGCUUCCUCCAGGUCCCCGGGGCCAGAGCUGGCCCCUGCCUCGGCUCCUCCUCCCGCUCCUGCUCUUGUCGUCCGAAGCCUCCCUUUCCUCCUCCUCCUCCUCCUCCUCCUCCUCCUCCUCCUCCUCCUCCUCCUCCUCCUCCUCCUCCUCGCACAGCCACAAGCCGUGCACGGUCUGCAAAAACAUCGUGGAUCAGUUCAACAAGGGAUUGGCAAAUACAGAAAAGAAGAAUUUUGGUGGCGGAAAUACAGCUUGGGAAGAGAAGACGCUAUCCAAAUAUGAGUCUAGUGAAAUCCGUCUCCUAGAAAUCGUGGAAAACCUGUGUGAGAGCGAUGCUUUUGAUUGUAACAAUAUGGUGGAAAAUAAUGAAGAACACCUCGAAAAUUGGUGGUUCAAACAGAAAAAGAAACAUCCCGACUUAUUUAGGUGGUUUUGUGUGGAAACUCUGGAAGUGUGCUGUCUUUCUGGAACCUACGGACCAGACUGCCUCGAGUGUCCUGGGGGGUCCAAGCAGCCGUGCAGGGGAAAUGGUUAUUGCAACGGGGACGGGAGUCGUGGGGAUGGCAAGUGCAUGUGUCACCUCGGCUACAUGGGGCCACUCUGCAUGGAUUGCGUCGAGGGCUAUUUCAGCACCUGGAGGAACGACACCCACUCCGUCUGCACAGUGUGUAACCCAGCCUGUAAGACGUGCUCUGGCCCGACCCAUAAAGACUGCAGCGAAUGUGAGGUCGGGUGGGUCCAGGAGGAAGACGCCUGUGUAGAUGUGGAUGAGUGUGCAGCAGAGACCCCUGCUUGUGACGAGGGCUUCUAUUGUCUCAACAACAACGGCUCCUUCUUCUGCAAAGAGUGUGACCCCAGUUGCGCAGGGUGUGUGGGAGAGGGUCCAGGACACUGUACAGGCUGCACGGCUGGUUACGCACAGGAAGAUGGCGCGUGUCGAGAUGUAGAUGAAUGCUCCCUCCCGGAGAAGGCGUGUCCCCAAGAGCACCAGAAAUGCUUCAAUACCCGGGGCAGCUACACCUGUGCCUGUGCCGAAGGCUUCCAGGAGAGAGAUGGCACCUGUGUGCCCACCGAGGACACCCGAGAAGAUGAAGAGGCAAAGGAAACUCUGAAACCUUCGCCACAUGAAGACUUGUGAUCUACCUCCCCAAACUUCCCGCUAUCUGAUCGUUAACUUAAAUUAUUCAGCUGGAAACUCUGCCCUUAGUGGGAGUCCCGUGGAAGUCUUAACAACCAACGGAGUCCAGGCUGCUGAGACACACCGAGCCACCGUGACCACCUGCCUACACGGGGGAGAGAAACUGCUCCUAGCGGAUGGGCCCUUUCCAAAGCUGCAUUCGUCUCUUGUUCAUAAAGAAACUAUAUUGUCAUAUAUUUUGAUACUGUUCUUUGUAAUAAAACUGACUAUGGAGGGAGGAACAGAAUAUUUACUUAUUUACUUAUUAAAAGACCAAACAGCACAAAUACCCACAUUCCAGAUUUUUGAAGGGAAAGGUCUCUGGGGAGUUCGCUGUUGGCCUCUUCCAUGGCAAUGGUGAUUUCUUGGGAAGAUGCUGAGUGCCAUGUUGGGCAAUUUUGUGCCACUCCCCCCCCAUCCCCCAAUAAAUAAAUAAAUCGAUUGGUUCUUGAUGUAAA